Molecule: messenger RNA, 705 nt
Organism: Maudiozyma saulgeensis
Lineage: Eukaryota; Fungi; Ascomycota; Saccharomycetes; Saccharomycetales; Saccharomycetaceae
Source: the annotation of a GenBank genome assembly
AUGAAAUUACCUUGGAAGGCACCAUGGAUGUUGAAAAAAUAUCCAGCGACACCAAACAAGAAGGCAUUCGCUCAAUUAGAGCGUACUGUGAUGAACCAAUACCUUACUGAUAAGUACAAUAAAUUACUAUCUAAUUAUAAUGUUUUCUACUUGUACCAUUUAUAUCAUGCGAAUGCUGAUCAUCAAAUCGACAAAAGAGUUAUAUGGGGGACUCAUACAGAGUCCUUAAAUGGAAAAGUAUUGGUUUUAAAGAGCCCAUUAAGUAAGGCCAUUUUUCGUAAAUGUUUAGAUCCGAAACUAGCAUCUCAAGAAGCAUCACAUUGGAAGGGAAACACACAUAUUGGGUUCCAAUCGAUAUCUACUCUUGACCAAUUGUUAUUAGAUGAAAAAUGGACAAAAUUUGCAUAUUCUGAUAAUGUGAUUAAGCCAUAUGGAGUAGGGAUACGGCUUGAUGGAGCUCAGCCUAUCGAUGGACUGAAUGAGAUAGAACCAAUACUUGAAGAAGCCCAGGAUAUGUAUAAAAAUCUUGGUUACGAAGGUUUAUUAGCCAUAGCGAAGAGACAUAAAGAAAAUUCAACAACAGCGACUUCUACAAAUAAAACUGUUGCAAGGAAGUUUCUUGAGUCGCUUGCGAACAUACGAAUUACCAACCCAAUUAUGACUUCAAAUUCCAAAUGGCUGAUGUUCACAGAUAAUAACCAUUAA